GGGCGCCACCGGCAGAGGCAAACGAAGCAUCAGUAUCAUAUAAAAAGCCGGCUAAAGUUCCAGUUCGAUAUCAGUAAGCCUUCUCAAGUCUUUCAACAAACAACAUGAAGUUCUUCAUUGCUUUCGCCUGCCUGUUGGCCCUCGCCGUUGCCAACGAAGAUGCCGGAGUCCUCCGUAGCGAGUCGGAAGUGAACGUGAACGACUUCAAGUAUGCUCUCAAGCUCGACAACUCUGUGGAUGUUGAGCAGGCUGGUAACCUCAACGGUGAAGAGUGGGUUGUCAAGGGAUCGCAGGCAUGGACCUCUCCCGAGGGUGAGCAGGUGUCCAUCCAAUAUGUUGCCGAUGCCAACGGUUACCAGGUGCUGUCCGCCAACCCCCCUCUCCCCACCCCACCCCCAAUCCCAGAGGCCAUCCAGCGCGCCCUGGAGUGGAUCGCCGCCCACCCUUCCAAGGAAUAAAUAUUAUAAAUAAAAGUGUUGAUAAAUAAAUGUGUUGAAAAUUAA
Molecule: messenger RNA, 503 nt
Organism: Drosophila takahashii
Lineage: Eukaryota; Metazoa; Arthropoda; Insecta; Diptera; Drosophilidae
Gene: Cpr47Eg
Product: Cuticular protein 47Eg
Cellular component (GO): chitin-based extracellular matrix
Molecular function (GO): structural constituent of chitin-based larval cuticle
Source: RefSeq, a predicted model, not a curated record